AUGUUUUCACCCAACGUUGGGCAUCGGAUCACUCCUAAAAAGAGAUAUGAGCUUAGCAGUGAUACCGAAGAAGUGCAAUAG
Molecule: messenger RNA, 81 nt
Organism: Fusarium pseudograminearum CS3096
Lineage: Eukaryota; Fungi; Ascomycota; Sordariomycetes; Hypocreales; Nectriaceae
Exons: 2
Coding region: 1-81 (26 amino acids)
Source: RefSeq, a predicted model, not a curated record